UGCAUACUGCUUCUACAAACAUGUGAAAGACUGUGCAAUAUAUCCAUCCAUGAAAUUUCCUUGCUACUAAAUAUUCCACGGUCAACUGUUAGUGGAAUUAUAACAAAGUGGAAGCAACUGGGAACAACAGCAAUUCAGUCACCAAGAGGUAGGCCACAUAAAAUAACAUAGCAGGGUCAGCGCAUGCUUAAGUGCACAGAAGUCACCAACCAUCUGCAGAGUCAAUAGCUAAAGACCUCCAAACCUUGUGUGGCCUUCAGACUAGCACAAUAGUAUGUAUAGAGCUUCAUGGAAUGGGUUUCCAUGACUGAGAAGCUACAUCCAAGCCUUACAUUACCAAGUGCAAUGCAAAGCGUAGGAUGAAGUGGUGUAACGCACGCUGUCACUGGACUCUAG
Molecule: messenger RNA, 396 nt
Organism: Staurois parvus
Lineage: Eukaryota; Metazoa; Chordata; Amphibia; Anura; Ranidae
Source: the annotation of a GenBank genome assembly